UCCAAUGGAUUAAUGAAUCACUAAUAUUUUUCUGUUUGUUUAGAUGGCGAUUUAUUAAGUCUGAGCACACGGCUGUAUAAUACAAGCUCAUCUGAGGAACCAGAUGUACCUAAGACACACAUUUGGCGUGUCAUGAAUAUAUUCACUGCUGCUCUGCAUUACACAAUCAAAAGUACUAAAUCAUUUGCUCAGAUCAGCGUGCCCUGCAUGACCUGUCCAACAGAGGAUGUACUGUGGAGGCAAGAUGUUACCCAGCAUCCUUAUGAGAAAAUUACAACCAAUCAGAUUGUUAGUUGUGUGAAAUGCUCUGAGGCUAAAAGGGAGGAGAGUUCAAUUGGUUUACAAGUACCAGGCAACAAGUGGUGCCUAGAUCAGAGACAUCUUUGUAUGCCCGAAGCCAAGAAACUUCUUGGAACAGGGAGCUCACUAAGUUAUGGAUUGUGUACAUGCUGCCCUCCUGAGGAACAUUUCUUCUGCAAGAGCUGUGGGAUAUGCUCUAAGGCAUCAGCUACUUUGUAUGGAAUCCAAUCCAACUUAUAUCCAAGUCUAAAUGGCUUGACUCCUUGGUAUAUGAAGGCCACCAGAGGUGAAGGAGAUACAAAAAAACAAGAAGGAUGCCUGUUUGAGUUUACCGGAAAGGACAGUUCAUCGACGAUUGACGCAUAUUGCAUAGGAUAUCCCAUGAUGCCUGAGUACUUCAACAUAUUUUCCAUUACUCUGUUGAGUUCAUGUGAAAAUUUCACAAUGAUGCUAAUCAGAGGUGUGAAUGCAGAUAAGACUGAUCUAGAGUCCAAUUCUGAGAUUACUUGGGAAAAGUCAAACCUAGCAAUUGGAGACACUUUGACAUUACAGAUAUCUAUGAAAGGGGACGUGAUGGACGCCACUGUCUAUCAAAAUGGUGACAUUUGUGACGCAAAGAGUUGGGUUGAUAUUCAGAGCUAUCAGCCAUUGAUUCCAGCCUUUAAGAUGACAAGCAAUGAACCUGAAACUGAUUGUUACAUACUGCAUUCUCCAAGUUACCCAAGUAACAGAAGUGGAACCUGUAAUACUGCACUUCAGUAUAGUGGCCUCUCUGUAGGGAUGUACGUACAACUGGAUGGCGAUGAUGGCCCUUAUUUUGCCAAUGUUAGUGAUGUGAAGGAGUCUGGAAUAACAUUAUACAACAAAGAUAAUAGUUUGCUUCGCGAAUACCCUCAUCAUUGCAUAGAAAUGCAUCACCCCUUGAACAGCACUGAAUUAUCAUGGGCCAACUUAAACAAAAGUUCAGACCUUUUACCAACACUCACUCUAUUUCCUGGGUCUGAGAGUGCAAAGUUAAAUUAUAUUAAUGAAGCAGAAAUAGGGAGCAGUUGUGUUUGCCCUGCUAGGACAUCAAGCCCAUUUUACCUGCAACAGGAACUUCUUCAAAGGCUGACUGAAUCUCUGUCAGAUUUACCACAUGGGACGCCCCUGGCACUGCCAUUACCUGCCAGAGUAACUCUGGAUGAAGUCUUACAUCCUCCAAGGUCAUUGGCUGCAAUAGACCCUGAAUGUGGAUCAAAACUUCAACUGGUAUGUCAGGGACGUGACAACUAUCACAUAAUGAACACUCCAGGUUGGGAAAUCUCCAACUCCACAAUGAAGAAGUUGGAGUGUCACCUAGUGCCUGUGUUAGUAAUGUUGAUGGAUGAUGGGGGACUGAACCUUUCCAAUAUAGAGAGUCUCUUCACAAGUAUAGUGACAAGUGAAGAGGAAACCAGCCACAAAGAAGAAUCACUUGGCCACAAAGAUGCUAAGGGGGUAACUGCAGAAUAUGCAAAGAAUGUCACUCUUGUUCAGGUAUUUGGAAGUGAUCUAGUUAUUAUUAAGGAUGUCACUCUUGUUCAGGCACUCUCAUUCACCAUGCAGAUGAUGCAGAUGUAUUUAUGGAGACAGCUGAUGAACAAGAGGGAAAUACUAUGUUCUGCAAAGGACACCAAACGUGAACUUCCCCAAGCCCUCUCUGCUCUCCUGUCCUAUUCAAAUGACCUCACUAUGGCAGCUAAGGAUGAAGAGAAUGAUGCUCCUGAAUACCAUGUGUAUUUAUGUGACUCCCAUGUCAAUACUCAGGGUGCAUGUAGUUCUGAUACAGGUCUUGGGAAGAAUGCUGCAGUUCUUACACACAUAACAGUUAAAGAUCCAAAACAAUUGAAUGAUGAUGAAGCUGAUGUUCCUGAUGGCUUUUUUGAGAAUGUCCGGGAUUUGAUGAAUGUGACCCUGAAUGGGAAGAACCUUCCUGAAGGCCUUGGGAAAUGUCACAACCUGACUGAACUAAAACUGUAUGAUUCUAAUCUAAAAACAUUGCCCGAAGAUCUGGCUCAGUGUCUGCAUAUUGAAUUAUUGGAUGUGUCUAAUAAUAGGUUUGGCAGUGUACUGCCAGGAGUUGUUUUUAAGAUUACGUCAUUGACGCACCUUAUUGCCAGCAAUAUGGCAAUUGAAAGUUUGCCAGAUGAAAUAGGAAAUCUUGAACAACUUGUGAUGUUGCACCUGAAUUCCAACUGCCUGAGCAGACUACCCCAUGGGGUCACAAAACUGAAGAAACUAAAGUCCCUGAAAAUUGGUGGCAUCCCCUACUUCUCUAAGAGCCAUGGAAACACCUUCUCAAGAUCAGAUGUUCUUAAGACUUUAAAACUUUACAAUGUAAAGGAUACUAAGAAUUUUGACAAAUUGAUGGAUGAACUGUUUCCAUCCAACUUUGAUGAGAAAGACAUUGUGCUGAAUGAGGCUCAAUUGGGCAAGUUUGAUGCAGCCUGGUACACUCUCUUCCCAAGAUUCUCAUUCCAGACAAAAGAACUGAAACCAUAUGGAGGAUUUCCACCUGAAGUAUUCCAACUUCAAAAUCUUAUUUCAUUAUCUAUGAAAUCACAAAGCAUUUCAUUUGUCCCGGAUGGCAUUGCUGCACUUCAUGAGCUACAGGAGAUUGAAUUGAGUGACUGCCCAUUCUUGGGUGACAUCACCAGCCCAGAAAAAGGACUAGCAAAUCUGCCUCUAUUAGAUUACAUUGGUAUUGAGGAAUGUCCAUCGCUAAGGAGCCCUCCCUUAGAGAUAGUUGCUAAGGGACAUGAGGCAAUGCUUAGUUACAUGAGGAGGCUACAGACAGGAGGCAUCACAUGUUGCAGGACCAAACUAAUGAUGGUUGGCUUGGGAGGUGCAGGAAAAACAAGCCUUGUUAGAGCUCUGAUGAGUGGUGACUUCAAGACACCAGGCACACAUGGGGAAGCUAUCACUGAUGGCAUUGACAUAGCUAACUGGUCAGUGAAGAGACAGGGAGAUGAGAACAGUGUGCAGUUCUCUGUUUGGGACUUUGCUGGACAAACUGUUUAUUACAAUACUCACCAGUACUUCCUGUCCAACAGAGCUGUGUAUAUGUUACUGUGGAACAUCAGACUCGGAUAUGAACAUGCAGGUUUAGAGUUCUGGCUCAGUUCUAUUGCAGUACAUGCCCCUAAAGCUCCAAUCUUCAUUGUUGGUACACAUUCUGAUCAGGUGGCCAAAUGGUCCCUGCCAAAGGAAGAUAUGAUGAGAAGGUACCCUCAGAUUCAGGGCUUCCAUUUCAUCAGCACACAUUUGGGCACUGGGGUAGAGAAACUCCAGGACAGGCUGAUAGAUGUCGCCCUAGGCCAGGAUUACAUGGGGGAGAAAAUACCCUCUGUCUGGAUCAACUUUGAAAAUUCUGUCAUCAAGAUGCGUAACAAGGCUAGUGUUGUUCCCUUGGAAACAAUUGAAGAACUGGCCAAUGAACAUGGUUUGUUUGAUAAGUCUGAGAUUGACCAAGUGAUCCAGUUUCUACAUGACCUUGGAACACUGCAACAUUUUGACAAUCCUUUCCUUAGAGACAGAGUUGUUAUAGAGCCCCAGUGGAUUGUGGAUGUCAUGUCAUGUGUGGUCUCUGUCAAAGAUUCUUCAAUAAAGGAUGGUAACUUCUACCACAAAGACAUCAAGGAUGUUUGGGGCAAGUACCCAGAUGAGCUUCAUGAGUGGCUGCUGAGGUUAACAGAGGAAUAUGACCUGACAUUCCCCAUUAGCAAAGACAAGAAGAACAUUGUUCCUUGUCUGUUGCCCACAAACCCACCUAAGAUUCCUUGGUCAGAGGUGGAUAGAGUUGGUGGAGAGAAGGAGUCCAAGAUGAUUUAUAAGUUUGACUACUUGCCUGCUGGGCUGUUCAACAGAGGGCAGGUGAGAUUGUAUCAGUACUCUGACAGUUCUGUUAUAUGGAAGAAGGGGUCUCUGUUAAAGAAAUCUGGACAGAAAUGUCUUAUUACACAGUCAAUGGACAACCAACUGAUUGUGAAAGUACAAGGGAGCCAGCCUGAGAAUAUAUUGUUUAUGGUACAUGAGGUAUUUGAGGGCCUUAUACAUGAAUCAUUCCAUGGAGUCACGUACGACUACCUUAUGCCUUGCCCCGACUGUCUCAAAAAUAAUUCUAAGGAUCCCUUUCUUAUGGCGAGGUCAACAGUGCGCCGUGCAUCAGAGCUUCAAGCUCCAUUUCUCCAAUGUACGACAUCAUUCCAUACAGUGUCACUCAUUGAUUUACAUGCCACAAUGCCUCCUGAUUCUGGGAACGACUAUGACAUGCAGCUUGCCAUUACAGACAAUACAUUGAAAGAUAUGAAAAAAGAUUUAGAUGCAGAUGUAUUUAUAUCCUGUUGUGGCAAAGACAUGCAAGGGAAGAUCACACCAACUAAGAUAAAGGAAGACCUGGAACGUAUCUGUGGCUACAAAUGUCGGAUCUCUCCCUGCACAGACUCUCAGGAUUUAGACACAGCAAUGGCACUGAGGGAUUCUCUCAUCUUCCUAGUGUGUAUGUCGGACAACUACAUCAAUGAUGACAACUGCAUCAAACAGUUCAAGUACGCUAUAUCAACCUUGAAAAAGAAAAAGGUUGUAGCAUUGUUGGACAGUCAGAUGACGUGGAAGACUUCCAACAUUGGUUUCCUGCUAUCAGAUGAGGUGUAUGUCAACAUGAAACCAAAUGAAUACGAGUCAAAGAGACAAGAACUUAUUGAAGCAAUUAAUGCCAGAACUGACAUUGAGAAGCAAGAUAAGUCAAAUACUCCUGUCUUCAUCAGUUAUUGCUGGUCAAACUCUGAUAGAGCUAUCAAAGAAGGAAGCAGGAAACUUGAGGGAGCCAUAGGUCAUGGUGACCCAAGGGAGUUGAAGGAAUACAUAGAGAGCAAUGGUAUCAUGUGUUGGUUGGACAAGGAGCAAGUUGGAAAGAAUGGCCUAAUGGAUGACAUUGCAGAUGGAAUAAAGAAAGCUAAAAUAUUUGUGGCUUGUAUGUCAGACCAAUAUGUGAAGUCCCAAAACUGUAUGAGGGAAUUCCAUUUUGCGGUUCAACAACUGAAGUUACCAUCCGUCAUGGCUAUAGUGGGCACUGGAGAAAAUUGGAAAUAUUCUGGGGCAGGAAUUGUAGCUAUUACUGAUAGGAUUCCCACAGUGAACUUCCAGCAGCAGGUUGAAGGAGAGAAGGAUAAAUUGUUGAAACAUAUCAAAAAGCACAUUGAAGCUGAAGACUUGCAGAAUAAGAAAGCAGAUAAAAGUAAACCAAAGACUAAAAUUGGUGCAUUCCAGGAAUUGUAUGAGCUUCAGCAACGCAAGUUCCUUCACCGUAUUGCGUCUGUUUCUGACAAAAGUAAUCUUGAACCGUAUCCAAGACUAAUAGUGGCAGAUUUGGUCAGUCAAGACACAGCUUCUAAUAAAGCUAAUCAGCCAAGUCUUGUGCGCCAGAACUCAACAGUGAGUAACCAUGGGGCUGUAGAUGGCAGCACUGGUCAACAACGACCUGCGACAGCCAAUCAGAGGAAAGAUUUUAGCAAACAAGAUUACUGUUUGAAACUUCUUUGUGAAUAUGAACAAGGUUGGCAUUUCUGUGGUGACCCAUUCCCUGCACCAGCGGGUUUUGGUGAGAAGUUGUCAAAGAGUUUGUCCCCUUAUCAAGUCCAGAUUUUCUCAAUCCUGAAGCACAGUGACAAUGCCAUUCUCAACUGUUCUUUGGGACCAGAGGGCAAGGAGUUCUCCAGAUGGUGUCAGAAGAAUGUUCAGGAGAUUAUUGAGACUGGGGACUUUAAUAAGGUUUACCAGGAACUGAGGACACUUAUGUUGGAAGCUGACCCUGGCCCAGAAAGGAACAAGGCUGGACUGAAGAGGUGCCAUUUGCCCAAUGGCAAAGUAACAUGGCUUUGUGAGGAGCACCAGGCAUCAAGCAGAGCUACUGUUCUUCACGAUACCACAGGUCAUCAGGGAACGGUGGAGAGAAAGGAGGACUACAUACUCUUAAAUCUCAGCCCUGAAUUAGCAAAACUUGCCCAGGAUCAGUCACAAAGAAUUUAUGGCUGUGAUAAUGCAUAUGUAGAGGAGAAUGAAGAACAAGAUGAAGAUGCUGAUGUAGGCAAAGGUUCAUCAUCAUCGCCUGCAGUUUCUGCAUCAUCCCCUGCAUUUCUGCAUCACAAGACUCCAACAAUGACUCGUCCAAGACAGAUUUGUCAAAGCAAGACAUACCUACUGCAAAACAACAAGCUGAACCAGUUCGUCCUAAACCAGCUGAACAAGUCCCUUCUCAACCAUCUAAACAAAUCCCUCCUCAACCAGCUAAACAAAUCCCUCCUCAACAAGUGACUAGUGCCAAACAGAGUCAGCCAAAGGACAUUGGACAAUCAGACAAGACUCUUCCUCCACAGGAUAACAAGAAACCAGCUAAGAAACCCAAUGAUACUGCUAAACCAUUGCAGAAGGGUGAUAGAGCCAACAGCAGGGCGUGUGUAAUAUCUUAAUUUGAGGAAAUAUUUCCUCUUACAUUAUGUGGCACAUUUAAACAGGGUGUAUGAAAUGGAACUUGCUGUGUUAUGAACCAGGAUUUAAGCUUUGCUUAUUGUAAUUAAACCAGG
Messenger RNA from Owenia fusiformis, 6902 nucleotides. Lineage: Eukaryota; Metazoa; Annelida; Polychaeta; Sabellida; Oweniidae. The record is from the annotation of a GenBank genome assembly.